Messenger RNA from Rangifer tarandus platyrhynchus (Svalbard reindeer), 705 nucleotides. Lineage: Eukaryota; Metazoa; Chordata; Mammalia; Artiodactyla; Cervidae. The record is from the annotation of a GenBank genome assembly.
AUGUCAUCUCGCUUCUCCUUCUGGCGUGUCCACGCUCCACCGGGGCGGGGGGACUUGAGGCCCUGCUUCCCCAUCUGCACCUCCACUUGCUGCUCCUCCGCAGGUUUUGGUCACGGCCCCUGGCUCCCCACUUCUGCCUUCGUCCCAGCACCUCCCUCUGGCGGUGGGGGGUCCUGGGCGCUUGGGGAGCGGGUACCUAGGAGACCAGGGGCGGGGUGCCUAGAGAGGGGACUGCUGUUGGAGAGCAGAGGGAAGCAAAGAGCAGGCAGCGAUUGCAUCCUCCAGGCCCAGGAGGAGAGAAGUUGUGCCCUCCCCGGGCGAAAGGGGGACCCCGAGGGAACGCGGGGACGCGGAAACCGCAACUGCUGGGGCGAGCUGGCAGGGGCCAUGGUUAUUCGCCGCGCCUCCGCCUUCCGCGGCCACUGGGCCUCCGACUCGAGCUCGGGCUGCGGCGGCCGUGCGUCCCAGGGCCGCCCGUGGUCUGUCUCCAGGCGCUUCCGAGGUUUCCCUUGCCUGCGCUCCGCGGCCCGCGGCCAGGCGUGGUCCAGCCCAGGCUCUAUGGGUCUGCGCUCUGGAGCCCACAUCUUCACCGAGGCUCUGCUCUCGAAGCAAGCACAUCACUUCCCGGGGGGUGGGGAGGACCGGAGAGAGGGAGCAAAGACAGCGCGAGCACCUGAGCCAGAAAGUCAUCUCAGCUCCAUCUGA